UAAGGGCCCCGCCGGCGGUCACACCACUUGACGUAGCAACCGACUCGCUAGCACGCGCACCUGGACUCCAGUGGACAGAAGCUCCCGAGGAAUCGAAUCCGUAGAAGCCCACAGAGAACUGCAACAGGAGACCAGCGCACCGAGAAGACCGGCGUUCUUUAUCUCUAUCUGGCUUGUUUUUGACUGCUUUGGGGUUGAACGCACGCGGAGCAUGGAGGCCAAGACAAAGGUGAAUGGCUUUGUGGUGGACUCGUCGGCCGGGCGCAAAGACUCCGCCGCCUCCGCCACCACGUCGACGGUGGACGAGCAGCUGCAGGACGGCCUGAGCUGCCAGGAGCUGUUCCAGAACGGCGAUGGUCUCACCUACAACGACUUUCUCAUACUGCCCGGCUACAUAGACUUCACCGCCGAGGAGGUGGAUCUCAGUUCGCCGCUGACCAAGUCGCUGACACUGAGGGCCCCUCUGGUUAGCUCGCCCAUGGACACGGUAACCGAAUCGGAGAUGGCCAUCGCCAUGGCGCUGUGUGGUGGCAUUGGGAUCAUCCAUCACAACUGCACGCCGGAGUACCAGGCGCUGGAGGUGCACAAGGUUAAGAAGUACAAGCACGGCUUCAUGCGCGACCCCUCGGUGAUGUCGCCCACGAACACGGUGGGGGAUGUGUUGGAGGCGCGACGCAAGAACGGCUUCACCGGCUAUCCGGUCACCGAGAACGGCAAGCUGGGCGGCAAGCUGCUGGGCAUGGUCACGUCGCGGGACAUCGACUUCCGUGAGAACCAGCCGGAGGUGCUGCUGGCCGACAUCAUGACCACCGAACUGGUGACGGCCCCCAAUGGCAUCAAUCUGCCCACGGCCAAUGCCAUCCUCGAGAAGAGCAAGAAGGGCAAGCUGCCGAUCAUCAAUCAGGCCGGCGAACUGGUGGCCAUGAUUGCGCGCACGGAUCUGAAGAAGGCUCGCUCCUAUCCGAACGCCUCCAAGGACUCCAAUAAGCAGCUGCUCGUCGGCGCCGCCAUCGGCACGCGGUCGGAGGACAAGGCGCGCCUGGCCCUGCUGGUGGCCAACGGCGUGGACGUCAUCGUGCUGGACUCGUCGCAGGGCAACUCCGUCUACCAGGUGGAGAUGAUCAAGUACAUGAAGGAGACCUACCCGGAGCUGCAGGUCAUCGGCGGCAACGUGGUAACCCGUGCCCAGGCCAAAAAUCUCAUCGAGGCUGGCGUCGACGGCCUGCGUGUCGGCAUGGGCUCCGGCUCCAUCUGCAUCACCCAGGAGGUGAUGGCCUGCGGCUGUCCCCAGGCCACGGCCGUCUACCAGGUGUCCACGUACGCCCGCCAGUUCGGAGUGCCCGUCAUAGCGGACGGCGGCAUCCAGUCGAUCGGGCACAUUGUGAAGGCCAUCGCACUGGGGGCCAGUGCUGUGAUGAUGGGCUCCCUGCUCGCCGGCACAUCGGAGGCACCCGGCGAGUACUUCUUCUCGGACGGAGUGCGCCUCAAGAAGUACCGCGGCAUGGGCUCCCUGGAGGCCAUGGAGCGCGGCGAUGCCAAGGGCGCAGCCAUGUCGCGCUACUACCACAACGAGAUGGACAAGAUGAAGGUGGCGCAGGGCGUCAGCGGCAGCAUCGUGGACAAGGGCAGUGUGCUGCGCUACCUGCCCUACUUGGAGUGCGGACUGCAGCACAGUUGCCAGGAUAUCGGUGCCAAUUCGGUGAAUAAGUUGAGGGACAUGAUCUACAACGGCCAACUGCGCUUCAUGAAGCGCACCCAUUCCGCUCAGCUGGAGGGCAAUGUCCACGGCCUCUUCAGCUACGAGAAGCGUCUCUUCUAACAUACGACCACGGCUGCGGCGGAAGUGGGCCCUGGCGGAGUGGCUGCCUCUGUCCAUCAUCAUCAGCAGCAACAGCAGCAUCGCCACCGAUCUGGAGCAGCCAAUCUGCUCGACGACUACGCCCGCCUAUUCGAUCGCAAGUGAGAGGAUUGGACGGAAACAAACGCUCGGAUAGCGUAACCUUUUCCCCCUCCCCCUGGAGUUUUACCAGUGUUAGGUUAAGUCUCGUUGGAAUCGCCGACGUUAACGAUUACGAAUACGAUUCCAAGAUGGAUUCCCUUUUUUUGGUGGCGCUGGAGAGGUAACCUCGAAUCGCCCGCAUACAUGUGUAUACCCUAUCCAUCUGCCUGGUUGGCAGAAAAUCCUACUAUUAAGUGUUUACGGGUUACUUGGCCUGUAUAGAAAUGAUGUAAUCUUCAUAUAUUUGCUAUAUAUAUCUUUAUCUAAAUCGAGCGCAACGCGUUGGUUGGCCGCUUACUUAUUUGGCACGCUAUAUGUACAUAGAUGUUAAUCUCUAUUUGUAUAGUGUUGGAUGUUUACUAUUAUUAUGAAGCUAGCUUCAAGUUUUAAAACUCUGCCAAACUUAUUAAAUGUGAACUGAAACUGAAUGAAAAUGUAA
Drosophila biarmipes is the source of this 2438-nucleotide messenger RNA. It is a transcript of the gene ras, whose product is annotated as inosine-5'-monophosphate dehydrogenase. The transcript has 6 exons. Bases 212 to 1819 code for a protein of 535 amino acids. Gene Ontology annotation, biological process: GTP biosynthetic process. The record is from RefSeq and is a predicted model, not a curated record. Gene Ontology annotation, molecular function: IMP dehydrogenase activity. Gene Ontology annotation, cellular component: cytoplasm. Lineage: Eukaryota; Metazoa; Arthropoda; Insecta; Diptera; Drosophilidae.